Messenger RNA from Owenia fusiformis, 1197 nucleotides. NCBI's taxonomy places the organism in Eukaryota, Metazoa, Annelida, Polychaeta, Sabellida, Oweniidae. The record is from the annotation of a GenBank genome assembly.
AUGAUACGUAUGUAUUUUAUUCCAGGAAUCUGUCCCAUUCAGAAGAUCCCUAUUAAAACCACAGGUUCGCCAUGGCCAGAAGGCAAUGGGUGGGAGUUUGCUUACAAAUUAAACAAUUACAACGUAGACGAAGAUUACCAAUAUUCCGUUGUAUCUUUUGGCGAAGUGACCGAAUCUGUUAAGUGGAUUAGUGAGCUAGAAGUCACCAGGUGCAAUGAGGGCAGAGAUUAUGUUGUAACGUACAAAUUCUAUCCAGAAUACUACAAGGCUGGCACUGAUCUAGACAUUGAGGUCCAUCCAGUUACCCUACUUGAGAGCACUGCUAACAACUUGAACAUCACUCAGACAUUUUUAUGUCCCCCUUAUCAGAGCUAUCUAAAUCUCGAAGUUUGUGCCGAUGUCAACAUUUUUCUGGCUUCUCAAAUGUCACAUGGCAAUAUUACCACCACACUGUCUAUCACAGACACCGUACCUGCCUCUACAGAGUUCGCGUUUACUGUUAAUCAAACAGAGUCACCACCACUAAAUGCCACCACAAUCGGAAUAAUAACAAGUCAUGAUUACAAUAUUACAGAUUUUUCUCAAAUAUCCGCAAUUUCAAAUCAGAAUGUAUCUUUGGCCACGACAACGGAGGGAGCUUCGAGCGAAAUACAAACAACAGUCAUUGAUACAAUUAUUUCAGAAACAAUAUUGAAUAAUUCAACGCACGACACGACAUCCAGUGAUCCUGCGACCCUAGCUUCUGACACAACGUCCAGUGAUCCUACAUCUUCUGAAACCACAUCCAGUGAUCCUACAUCUUCGGAAACAACAUACACUGGUCCCAUAUCUCUUGAAACAACUUCCAGUGAUCCGGCAUCUCUUGGAACAUCUUCAACUGAACCACCGACUCCCGAAUAUCUUUUCAAUGAUUCGAUCCCAACAGACACAACAAUCAAUUUAACCUCGAAAUUCCCCGACAAUGCCAUCAUAUUUUUUAACAAUGCUGAUGUGAAGCUAGAAGCAACAACUAGUAUUAAAGCUGAAUCAUUUGACAAACUUCCAGAUGAGGCACCUGGAGCUACAGCGAUAGGAUCUAUCUGGAUGAUCAUUCUGGUGGGAUUUGUGAUGCUAAUCGUUUUAGCAGAUAUGAGAAACCUCGUUAGAGAUAUCAAAAAACGAUGCCUCGCAAAUUGCAAGUCAUUUUUACUGCGUUAA